Planococcus citri (citrus mealybug) is the source of this 981-nucleotide messenger RNA. Its product is annotated as prolyl endopeptidase-like. Gene Ontology annotation, cellular component: cytosol. Bases 97 to 981 code for a protein of 294 amino acids. The record is from RefSeq and is a predicted model, not a curated record. NCBI's taxonomy places the organism in Eukaryota, Metazoa, Arthropoda, Insecta, Hemiptera, Pseudococcidae. The transcript has 6 exons. Gene Ontology annotation, molecular function: oligopeptidase activity; serine-type endopeptidase activity.
UUAAUUUUCGCGUUUCAAUUACGAGCCACCCUACAGGUGGUAUCAAGUUCGCUUAUUUGCAAAAUUUUUGCUCAUACUCACGUACCUACGCUUACAAUGAGACGAAAAAUAUUCGCUGUACUGCAGAUUUUGGUGAUUUUGAUAACCAAGAGUACAUGCUGCAAUGAGCCUACACCUGCAUCUGCCCCUGCCCCUGCACUAGCUCCUACGAACGACCUAGCACCAGCAAAUAGACCAAAUUCUGCGAAUGGCCCCGCACCAACUGCUAUUAUUCCUGCCGACAAAUAUCCUACUCCAAGAAGGGAUGAGUCAGUCGAGGAUACAUACCCCGGAUGUACCAAAAUCAAGGACCCAUACAGAUGGAUGGAAAAUCUUAAUUCUACUGAAACCAAAGAAUUCAUAAAACAAGAGAAUGAUCUAAGCAAGGAUUACUUGGGGAAAAGCCCGUUUCGAACCGAAUUACUAGCUCGCUAUAAAGAAUUGAGAGAUUAUCCGUCAGUCUGGGGUCCCUUUCAAGUAGGCAAAUAUUUCUUCACUUUUCGAAAUACUGGCUCGCAAACACAGUACGUGAUUUACAAAUCAAAUUCAGUCAAUGACGUGGGAACAGUAUUUUUUGACCUGAAUACACUCAGCAAUGAUGAUUCUCUCAUUAUGGAUUAUUAUGCUUUCACCAAUGAUGGAGAAAUUUUUGCGUACUUGGUGACCAAUAGUGAAUCAGAUGGAACUGCGAGCGAAGUGUCCUUCAAAAACACGGGAAAUGGCGAGGUUUUAAAUGAGAAGUUGGUAAAUGUCACAUCUUCAAGCAUAUCAUGGUCACUGGACAAAAAGGGAAUAUUUUAUAUUGUCACAGCUGGUAAAGGAAAGGAUCCUGAGGACCCUUCGGAUGAUCCACAAAAACUAUACUAUCACUUCAUGGGAACUACCCAGUGCAAAGACAUUGUUGUAGCAGAAUUUCCAGAUCAUCCCGAGUACUCUAUGUAA